AUGAAUAACACGAAUAACACCCAGCAAGGAUCAGUUCAAUUCGGAGAGAAGGAGCACAAGAAUGACCUCACACUAUUGCUAAUCAAUAAGCAGCUCACAGGAAGAGCAAGUCAAACUUCCAGUUCGGAAGUCCUCACUCGAGAAAGCAACCAAGAUACUGUGAGAAGUGAGGCCCUCGCUCUGUUCAAAAAACGGUCCGCUUGGAAUAAUCAAGCAUCAGAUCGGAAUAACGGACGUGAUCCGAUUGGUCAGCGCCCGGUUGGAAUAAUCAAGCAUCAGAGCGGAAGAACGGACGUGAUCCGAUUGGUCAGCAUGUUGACCAACCGGCGACCGGACCCAGCGCUUCCAGUCCAUGAAAACGUCGGGGUGUGUGUCACCACAACUUUGCUUCGGACGGUCAUGUCGCACGAAAGGAUGGUUGAAGACUACGAAUUCAACGAAGCAUGCCUCGGGCUGCUCUAUUCAAACGAAGAACUUGAACUCGCUUCUCGCAAACAUUAG
Molecule: messenger RNA, 501 nt
Organism: Opisthorchis viverrini
Lineage: Eukaryota; Metazoa; Platyhelminthes; Trematoda; Opisthorchiida; Opisthorchiidae
Exons: 3
Coding region: 1-501 (166 amino acids)
Source: RefSeq, a predicted model, not a curated record